AAACACCUGCGUGUGUUGAUCAGCGGCGACACGUGCGCGCUCUUGUUGAUCUCGAGCUCUCGGCAGAGAGUGUCUUCAAGUGUUCAACUAGUGCCGUUGUUUAUAUAAUGGAAAAACCAACGCUGAUAUCAGCUACCCUUCGUUAUUUUCGCACCGUUGUCCUCCUUCUGCUGGUCACCCACAGCUGCCCGCCGGUCUCGUCCGCUCCGGCUGCCCCCACUGCUCUGCGCAGCCUGGGCGAGCUCAGCUACCCGUACAGCAGCAUCUUCUCCCCGCUGCUCAAGGCGCUGGCGGAGCACGGAGGCCCGAGCUGGAGCCCAGGUCUGAAGAAAAAGAUAAAACCCGAGCACAGGUACAUGAAAUAUCUGACCGAGGUUUACAAGAAGUCCUCCAGAGUGCAGAGGAGUCUGGACGGGAGCAAAAUCUACAACACAGUCCGACUGAUCAAGCCACAAGAUGAGUGUCUCGCAAAGAGUAACAAAGAAAGUUAUAUGCAGGAUCUUUCCUUCAGUCUUGAUCAAGUAAGAAGAAAAGAACAGCUUUUAAAGUCAGCUCUGCUGUACAGUUUGGAUGACAACCGCGCAGCACCCAUUAACUCUGUUUGCUACCUCAGUGUCAAGGAGCAGGAGCAGUCACACCAGCGUCGGCUGUGUCCUGUCGUCCACCACGCUGUGAACUUUACAGCUGAUGGGAGGAGCAAGAAGAACUGGGUGGAGGUUGACGUCACCUCAUUUGUCAAGCCUCUCUUAAAGUUUCAGAAGAAGCACAUACACCUGUUCAUCAAUGUCACCUGCCCAGAUGAACAAAGAGUCAGAAGCGAUGGGCAUAAAGGCACACUGGAGUUGAGUCUGAGGCCCCCCCCUCUGCUGCUCUAUCUCAAUGACACCAGCAAAAUCACUUACCAGAGGUCAUUGGGCAACGCUAAACCGGGUGAGAGGGCGAGCACUGCAGCGACCACAUUUCACAAGCAGAUGGUGCUCAAACCAGUACAGAGGUUUGGGCACAAGAGGAGAUGGAAGAGACAAUCUCUCAAGAACAAACGAGGUGAUAAAAGCCUGGACAUCCACCUGCCUGAGCUUCUCCCCAGCUCCGAGUUCCCAACAAGUGAUUGUGCCUUGUAUGAUUUCAGGGUGCGAUUCAGCCAACUCAAGCUGGAUCACUGGAUUGUUUUUCCUCCCAAGUACAACCCCAGAUACUGCAGAGGCAUCUGCCCGAGGACCAUGGGCUUCAUCUACGGCUCACCCGUCCACACCAUGGUGCAAAACAUCAUCUACGAGAAGCUCGACUCCUCCGUGCCCAGGCCCUCGUGUAUUCCCUCACACUACAGCCCGCUGAGUGUCAUGAUCUUUGAAGAGGACGGAUCGUAUGUCUACAAGGAGUUUGAGGACAUGGUCGCCACCAGGUGCACAUGUCGCUAAACUGCCUACUAACCAAUACUUGUUUUUCUGUGCAGACGCCUCAACAGUCUGCACAGGUGGACUCUACCUCCAGAGUGUUUCCUCAUUAUCCCAGUAUCAGAUAUUCUGACGAGCCUCAGUGAUUUCAUGAAUUUAUAAAAUUGUUGUGCAUGAUCUGGAGCAGGUGUGUAUACUUAAAAUUCAAGAAGUAUUUUAUCCCAAUGAAAAACAUGGAAAAGGUGACAUUUGUUUUCAUUUCAUUAAGGCGAGAGAAGAGAGGGUGAAAAAAUGCAUCCUAUUGUUCCAGUUGCUGUUUGCAUGAUGGCAUUGAGUCUGACACACUUGAAGAAGAAAAUGUGUGAUGUAUGAUUUAUAUAUGAUUUUCUUUUAAGUUAUUUUCUGUUAACUUAUUUUGGUUGGGUGGUCUGUUAUUCUUUCAUUUAACACAAUCGUCAAGUUUUAAGUAGCCCUGUUGUGGAUAAAAAGAUGACGAAGCAGUUACAAAUCCUUAUCAAACCUUUUACAUAUCGUUUUAUUCCUGGGGAUUACAGGCAUCUGUCUUCAUAAUGUCCAGAAUGAAAGUUGUCAAGGUUUCAGUGUGUAUUUAUUACUUCUGGUCACUGAGUGACUGC
Molecule: messenger RNA, 2029 nt
Organism: Solea solea (common sole)
Lineage: Eukaryota; Metazoa; Chordata; Actinopteri; Pleuronectiformes; Soleidae
Gene: gdf9
Product: growth differentiation factor 9
Exons: 2
Coding region: 108-1418 (436 amino acids)
Biological process (GO): SMAD protein signal transduction; BMP signaling pathway
Cellular component (GO): extracellular region
Molecular function (GO): growth factor activity; cytokine activity
Source: RefSeq, a predicted model, not a curated record